Molecule: messenger RNA, 3485 nt
Organism: Tachysurus fulvidraco (yellow catfish)
Lineage: Eukaryota; Metazoa; Chordata; Actinopteri; Siluriformes; Bagridae
Product: endoplasmic reticulum metallopeptidase 1
Exons: 15
Coding region: 104-2746 (880 amino acids)
Biological process (GO): proteolysis
Molecular function (GO): metalloexopeptidase activity
Source: RefSeq, a predicted model, not a curated record
CAGUGACGUCACGUGAUGCCGGAAGUCCGACCUUCGGCGCGUUUGGUCCGAACGUUCGCGGGAGCGGAGCUCAAACCUGCCGGUGUUUAGCUGGAGCUUUAGCAUGGAAGGUGACACCGCCGUCCGGAGGCUAAAAUCCUCACUAAACAGCGUAUCUAAUGAAAACAGUGUCACUGCGGAGCGACUUGAAGGCUGUGAGGACAGGAAGAAAAAACACGGAGGCGCGUUCGCGUUAACUGAAGGAUGCGCGUGCGCGCUCGUGCUUGUGUUCCUGUGCGCGCUCUGGCUUUCCGUGCACUGGUCACUAAAGCAGCUCGUUAUAGGGAAACCCACGGGCGACUUCAACGCCACCAGGGCGAGGAAGUACCUGGAGCGUAUCACCAGUGUGGGGCCUCGACCCGCAGGCAGUCCUGAGAAUGAGAUCAUGACCGUAAACUUCCUGGUGGAGCAGGUGGAGCGGGUACGAAGAGAGAGCGUCGACGGGCCCAACACCAUCACUGUGGAGACGCACAAACACAGCGGCUCGUUUAGCAUCGACUUCCUGGGCGGAUUCACAAGCUGCUACGAUCAAAUCACUAACAUUGUAGUACGGCUCGAACCCAAAGGUGGAGCUCAGCACUUCAUUCUGGCUAACUGCCAUUUCGACAGUGUGCCCAACAGUCCAGGAGCAAGCGACGAUGCUGUGAGCUGUGCCGUGAUGCUGGAGGUGUUGCAAGCAGUAUCCAAUCUCUAUAUUCCUUUAAAUCACGGAAUCAUCUUUCUGUUUAAUGGAGCCGAGGAAAACAUCCUUCAGGCGAGUCAUGGAUUUAUCACUCAGAAUGAGUUUGUGAAGAAGAUUAGAGCGUUUGUGAAUCUUGAGGCUGCUGGAGUUGGGGGAAAGGAGCUGGUGUUCCAGACAGGUCCAGAAAACCCGUGGCUGGUUCAAGCGUAUGUUCAUGCUGUUAAACACCCUUUUGCCUCUGUUGUGGCCCAGGAAGUUUUCCAGAGCGGCAUAAUUCCCUCAGACACAGACUUCCGCAUCUUCAGAGACUUUGGCAACAUUCCUGGAAUUGAUCUGGCCUUUGUUGAGAAUGGUUAUAUCUACCACACUAAAUACGACACUGCAGACCGCAUCCUUACAGACUCCAUUCAGAGAGCAGGUGACAACAUUCUGGCCCUGCUGAAGCAGUUGGUCACUACGGGAACGCUGGCUGAUCCAUCAGAAUAUCGCCAUGGCAGCAUGGUGUUUUUCGAUGUCUUGGGUGUAGUGAUGGUGGCGUAUCCAGAGCGAGUUGGUUCCAUUAUUAACUAUAUGGUUGUCAUAGCAACCCUUGUUUACUUUGCCAAGAAAUGUCUUCGGCCUAGCAAUGUGGGUGGCCGGUACCUGUUGGACCUGGCGUACGGCUCGUGUGUGUUCGUGCUCAGCUGGUUCGUGGUGCUGCUCACGGUUCUUAUUGUGGCGCUGGUGGUCACACUGCUGGGUCGCUCCAUGUUCUGGUUCACUCACUUUUACACCUCCAUCACCCUCUACGGAUCGGUCGCAGUUGGAAAAAUACUUCUGAUCCACACACUCGCCAAAAACCUCUAUUACAGAAACGUGCGGCGCUUGGAUUUGGGUGACUUGUUCUUCGACGUCAGUCUGCUGUUGUGGUGCUGUGCCCUUGUUUUUCUCACACAGCGCGGUCUCUGCUCGGCGUAUGUUCCCAUGCUCAUGGUGUUUUUCCCUCUCACCACUAAGCUGCUGCUCUCCCGACACUUUGCACAGAAAGGUGUGUCAAAGUCCUAUGUCUUCUUCUACCUGUUGGGAUUGUCUUUCCCCUACGUUCACCUGCUGUUCCUCAUCUGGAUCGUGUUUGAGAUUUUCACACCCAUUAUGGGACGCAGCGGCACGGAAAUCCCUCCCGACGUGGUGCUUGCAUCGCUCAUCGCCAUGGCUACCGCUUUACUCUCCUCUUUUUUGAUUCACUUCCUGUACCUGGCACAAAGCACUAAGUAUGUAUUAGCAGCUUUAUGGACGGUUUUUGCCGUGAUGUUUGUCCUGGUUUCCUGCGGCCUUUUCUUUCCAUAUUCGGGUGAUCCGGCCUGUCCACGGCCCAAACGAGUCGUUACACAGCACAUCACACGCACCUUUCAUGGUUUGGACGGCUCUUUGGAGAAAACGGACUCCGGUUUUUGGGUCAACAGCUUCGAUUACACAGGAAUGAGCCACAUCACCCCUCACAUUCCCGAGAUUAACGACACCAUCCGCAUGCGCUGCAGCGAAGAGUUACCCUUCUGCGGCUUCCCCUUUUUCCUUCCUGUCAAAUUCCUCAUCAAGAAGAGCUGGUAUCUCCCUGCUCCUACAGUGUCACCUAAAUCUCCACUGGAGUUUAAGCUGGUUUCCAAACAUGAGUCAGAAUGGGGGACCGUCAAGUUGAGCUUCGAAGCUACAGGCCCGAGCCACAUGUCCCUGUACAUUCUGCCCCACACGGGCUCGUCACUCACAGGCUGGUCGUUUGCAGACGGGACGCCGCAGUACGACCUGAAGGGAGAAUAUUUUAUAUUUUACUCUCACGGUGUGGAAGCAGGACCGUGGAGCUUCUGGAUUGAGGUUCAGCCAUCUUCAGAGCAUCUGGAUGCAGAGAGCAUGGUCUCCAUCGCCAUUUCAGCUCACUAUGUAUACGGAGAGGAUCAGCGCUCUCCUGAACUCAACGUGUUUUUGCAGAAGUUUCCGGACUGGGCUUUUGCGACUUCGUGGGUCAGCACUUAUCACAUGUACCUGUACUGAGAGCUGAGCAUCAAACUCCAACAUGACGGCAGUGAAACCGAAUCAAUUCCCCACACGUUAUUUAACACCUGUGUGGGCUUUCCUUCCUUACUUCUCACUCCACAAGCAGUGGAAUUAAAAACGUAAAGUAAUUAUAACUCUAAAGCCCACGCUGUGGUGAAAUCCCAGUAUUCCACCCAUUUCAACACAAACUAAAAGUACUUGGAACAGCAGUUGUUUGUUAAAGCUCUGACCGACUAAAGCUUUAUUCAAAUCAGUUAAAAUUGGUCACUAAACAGAUUAAUUUGGUGUCUCCAGUUAGUGUUCGUCUGUAUGGCGCGUAUUCAAUCUUCGUAUUACAGUCUAAAAUUAUUUUCAAUGAAUGAACUGUUCUUUCUUGGUUCAGAGCCAUGAAAAGUCUGGUCAUAUUUCACGAUUUAGUAUUUAUUUACUACUAAAGAUGUCUCGCUUUAACUCACUGACCACUCAGCAAUAAAACCCACAGGGGAAAAAAAGGUACAAGGUGUUUUUUGUAUAAUUCUUAAAAUAAAUAAAAAUUUAAAAAAAAAAAAAGUACAGGUUUUCUUUACCUGAAUUGAAAUUUGCAUGCAGCUCAAUCAGUAAAACUGACAGCUUGGGUUAUUUGAUCAAACCUUGGCAUUCACUGUUGGAUAAAAUCACAAGAUGUUUUCUACACUUGUUAAACUUGCUGCUUUCCCACCAGGGUGUUUGAAACAAGAUUAAAAAAGUAAAUAACUUG